Messenger RNA from Spodoptera litura, 522 nucleotides. It is a transcript of the gene RpS15A, whose product is annotated as ribosomal protein S15A. Gene Ontology annotation, molecular function: structural constituent of ribosome. Gene Ontology annotation, cellular component: ribosome. Gene Ontology annotation, biological process: translation. Lineage: Eukaryota; Metazoa; Arthropoda; Insecta; Lepidoptera; Noctuidae. The record is from RefSeq and is a predicted model, not a curated record.
GUUUUAGUCGAUUUUUAUAAUACACCCCUAAGCAGCCAUCUCUUUGAUAUUUCUUUCCGAGUGUUCUGUCAUUUCGGUUCGCUGAGGCGGGCAUUAAAUCCUAGCCAUGGUGCGAAUGAAUGUAUUGAGUGAUGCCCUCAAAUCAAUCCACAAUGCCGAGAAGCGCGGCAAAAGGCAAGUGCUAAUCCGGCCUUGUUCCAAAGUUAUCGUCAAGUUUUUGACUGUGAUGAUGAAGCACGGAUACAUUGGCGAGUUUGAAAUCGUCGAUGAUCACAGAGCUGGAAAGAUUGUUGUAAAUCUGACCGGCAGACUGAACAAAUGUGGAGUUAUUUCACCCCGCUUCGACGUUCCCAUCAAUGACAUUGAGAGGUGGACUAAUCUACUACCGUCACGACAGUUCGGCUACCUGGUCCUCACAACCAGUGGUGGAAUUAUGGACCAUGAAGAAGCCAGAAGGAAACAUCUUGGAGGAAAGAUCCUAGGCUUCUUUUUCUAAGUUUACUCAAUAUAAAUGAAAAUCUA